AUGAUUGUUGCUUUCCAGGAAAAUGUGGACCUCAGAGAUCGGGAAACAUACGAAGGACUUUUCAGGGAGUACUACGAGAUAGUAAUGGAAAAAGAAGGAUUUGAUAAAAAUCGUCUUCUAAAGCGUCUUCUUGCUGGUAAGGCUCAACUAGACAAGGAAAAGCUUGGCCUAAUUAGCUCUACUUCAGAUAAAUGUAGUGAAGAAGAGGACGAACAGCUUGCUUCGGAUAAUGGGGAUUUUAGUGAUGGAGAACCUCCGAAGAAGAGGUUUAAAAAGAAAAGAAGUACAACGAAGAAGACUAGAAGAGGCAGUUCAAAUAAAAGAGAGUUUGUUGGAUGGGGAUCGAAACCUCUUAUUGACUUUCUUCAGUUAAUUGGUGAAGAUACUAGAGAAAGACUAUCCGGACAUGCAGUGUCAGAGAAAGUAACUGACUAUAUAAAAGAACAUAACCUUAUCCAUCCUGUUAAAGAGACAGAGAUCCUUUGUGAUCUUCAUUUAGAAGCUCUUUUUGGGAAGAAAGUAUUGAAGAAACAGAGAAUAUUAAGCCUCCUCAAAAGCCAUUUUCAUAAAGAUGAGGAACAAUUACAAAAUGAUGAGCUUCAUCAGGAUCUUGAAGACGACACAGACCUAUUGGUGUCUUCCAAAACUGAGGAAAAAGUUGAACGGAAAAAGAUAUCAUCAAUUUGGUGUUCAGCUGCAGCACAAA
Molecule: messenger RNA, 706 nt
Organism: Capsicum annuum
Lineage: Eukaryota; Viridiplantae; Streptophyta; Magnoliopsida; Solanales; Solanaceae
Product: zinc finger CCCH domain-containing protein 19-like
Exons: 1
Source: RefSeq, a predicted model, not a curated record